CACGCAUUAACAGCUUAUGAGCCCCUCAUCUCCUGCUUGCGCUACACUCUGUCCCUGCGCGGGCGGGCGACAGUAGGAGAGAAGGAGAUGGUCCAGAAGAAUGUGAGCUCGCAUGUGGCCCAUUUGAAGAGAGUCAGGCCGCCGCCGCCACCGCCGCGGCUGCUGCUGCCAUCUCUGGUGCCCCGGGCGAUUCCGCGUGAGAGGACGAACCGGAUAGGCCAGUCUGGCGCAACGGCGUCGCACUCGACGUCGCUCUUUUCCCUCUUUGUGCGGCCGAUCAAGGGCAGCGUCACUGAUCUGUACGCCCGCGCGCCAUCACUGCCGCAAGAGGCGGCCGAGAGGGGCCUGCUCAAGAAGAAGCACGCCUGGGAGCGCCUCAAGGUUGGCAAGACGUGGCGCGACGGCGAGGGUGAAGAGGAUGAGACGUAUUACGAUGGGGAGCAGGACACACCAGAAGUCCGGCUCCAGAAGCGAAGAGAAGAGCUCAGCCGGACCGUGGUGCCGACACUGCUGCUCGUGUCUAAGAAGAACGUGCACAAGAGCGCAGUUUACCGCAACCGCUGUCGCACGAGGUUCAACGCUGCUUUUCGGACGGCACUAGAGAGCAAGAUGUUCCGGUCGGGUGAUGAACUGGCUCAAGGCCAUGCGUACAUCUUUUCGAUCCGGAGGGAGGUCCACGAUGCGCCCAUGCUGACCGUCGUCGAGGAGGUGACGCGAGCGCUGCAGGCCAUUAAGAGGAAACUGCGUUCGUCGUAAACAGUGGGGAGCCCUGUAACAAUACUGCAAGUCUGUGACAUUAGUCAAUGGCCAUUCUCUCCAU
Messenger RNA from Acaromyces ingoldii, 820 nucleotides. RefSeq lists its product as hypothetical. The transcript is spliced from 2 exons. Gene Ontology annotation, molecular function: ribonuclease P activity; tRNA binding. The coding region runs from base 88 to 756 and encodes 222 amino acids. Gene Ontology annotation, biological process: tRNA processing. Lineage: Eukaryota; Fungi; Basidiomycota; Exobasidiomycetes; Exobasidiales; Cryptobasidiaceae. The record is from RefSeq and is a predicted model, not a curated record.